Messenger RNA from Apis laboriosa (Himalayan honeybee), 881 nucleotides. It is a transcript of the gene eIF1A, whose product is annotated as eukaryotic translation initiation factor 1A, X-chromosomal. The coding region runs from base 271 to 714 and encodes 147 amino acids. Gene Ontology annotation, biological process: translational initiation. The record is from RefSeq and is a predicted model, not a curated record. Gene Ontology annotation, molecular function: RNA binding; translation initiation factor activity. Gene Ontology annotation, cellular component: cytoplasm. Lineage: Eukaryota; Metazoa; Arthropoda; Insecta; Hymenoptera; Apidae. The transcript has 5 exons.
AUAUCUAAAUUUUAAUGAACUUCGGAUUUCAUGUCAUAAUCAAAAUGUUAUAAAAAUUUUGAAAGUAAUUUUUGUAAUAAAAAAUUUAUUCAUUUAAAUUAUAAAUGAAAAAAAUUAUUUUGAGUUUCAUAUAUUUGACAUUUUUGAGUAGUCCAUGUCUUUCCCAUGAGGUGUUUAGUGGUGCAAAACCAGAACAUUGAGUAUCUUGAUCUUUCUUAUUGUUUAAAUUUAUUAUAUAUUUACUGAAUAAGCACUUUUUAUUAAAUCAACAUGCCGAAAAAUAAAGGAAAAGGAGGUAAAAAUAGGAGAAGGGGAAAAAACGAAAAUGAAACUGAAAAAAGAGAAUUAGUUUUUAAAGAAGAUGGACAAGAAUAUGCACAAGUCACAAAAAUGCUUGGUAAUGGAAGGUUAGAAGCAAUGUGCUUUGAUGGUGUGAAAAGAUUGUGUCACAUUCGUGGAAAAUUACGGAAAAAAGUAUGGAUUAAUCAAGGAGAUAUAAUAUUAAUUGGUUUGCGAGAUUAUCAGGAUGCAAAAGCAGAUGUCAUAUUAAAAUAUACAUCAGAUGAAGCUCGUAAUUUGAAAACAUACGGUGAAUUCCCAGAAACUGUUCGCAUUAAUGAUACUGUCACCUUUGUGGAAGAUGGUUUUGAUGAAGAUAUUGAAUUUGGUGAUGAAAUUAGUGAUGAUGAUGAAGAUGAUGUUGACAAUAUCUGAUGAUCUUCAGUAUAAAUAUACUUUAAAGAUAUGGUACAAGAGUGCAUGAAGACAUCUAUUUGUUUUACAAGAUAUUAUCAUUUGUUGUGUAAUUAAGAUAUUGAAAUUUUUUGAAAUAAGUAGUCAAUUUUCUGUAUCUAUAAAUAAAUUUUCACUUGUCUGUGUAA